AUGGCUGAGCAGCGGGCACCCCCGGGGGCGGCCGGGCACGGCCGGGAAGUUCGCGGCGGGGGGACGGCGGCGGGCGGCAGGAAGAGGAGCAGCGGCAGCCGCCCCAGCUGGUGUCUCCGGCUCCUGCUGCUGCUGUGGGCGGAGGCUCCAGUGCUGCCUGCCCGGGGCCAGCCCCAGCAGUACAACGGCGAGCGGGGCAUCUCCAUCCCGGACCACGGCUACUGCCAGCCCAUCUCCAUCCCGCUGUGCACGGACAUCGCCUACAACCAGACCAUCAUGCCCAACCUGCUGGGCCACACCAACCAGGAGGACGCGGGGCUGGAGGUGCACCAGUUCUACCCGCUCGUCAAGGUGCAGUGCUCGGCCGAGCUCAAGUUCUUCCUGUGCUCCAUGUACGCGCCCGUGUGCACGGUGCUGGAGCAGGCGCUGCCGCCCUGCCGCUCCCUGUGCGAGCGGGCGCGCCUGGGCUGCGAGGCGCUCAUGAACAAGUUCGGCUUCCAGUGGCCCGACACGCUGCGCUGCGAGAAGUUCCCGGUGCACGGCGCGGGCGAGCUGUGCGUGGGGCAGAACACGUCCGAGCGCGGCACCCCCACGCCCUCGCUGCUGCCCGAGCUCUGGACCAGCAACCCCCAGCAGCGCGGCGCGGGGCCGGCGGGCGGCGAGCGGGGCGGCCGCUUCGCCUGCCCGCGGGCGCUCAAGGUGCCCUCCUACCUGAACUACCGCUUCCUCGGGGAGAAGGACUGCGGCGCCCCCUGCGAGCCCGGCCGCCUCUACGGGCUCAUGUACUUCGGGCCGGAGGAGCUGCGCUUCUCCCGCACCUGGAUCGGCAUCUGGUCGGUGCUGUGCUGCGCCUCCACUCUCUUCACCGUGCUCACCUACCUGGUGGACAUGAAGCGCUUCAGUUACCCGGAGCGGCCCAUCAUCUUCCUGUCGGGCUGCUACACCGCCGUGGCCGUGGCCUACAUCGCCGGCUUCCUGCUGGAGGAGCGGGUGGUCUGCAACGAGCGCUUCGCGGAGGACGGCGCCCGCACGGUGGCGCAGGGCACCAAGCGGGAGGGCUGCACCAUCCUCUUCAUGAUGCUCUACUUCUUCGGUAUGGCCAGCUCCAUUUGGUGGGUCAUCCUCUCCCUCACGUGGUUCCUAGCCGCGGGCAUGAAGUGGGGCCAUGAGGCCAUCGAGGCCAACUCGCAGUACUUCCACCUGGCCGCCUGGGCUGUGCCUGCCAUCAAGACCAUCACCAUCCUGGCCCUGGGGCAGGUAGACGGCGACGUGCUCAGUGGCGUCUGCUUCGUGGGCAUCAACAAUGUGGAUGCCCUACGGGGCUUUGUGCUGGCCCCCUUGUUCGUGUACCUGUUCAUCGGCACUUCCUUCCUGCUGGCCGGCUUCGUCUCCCUCUUCAGGAUCAGGACCAUCAUGAAGCACGACGGCACCAAGACAGAGAAGCUGGAGAAGCUGAUGGUGAGGAUAGGGGUCUUCAGUGUCCUCUACACUGUGCCUGCCACCAUAGUCAUUGCCUGCUAUUUUUAUGAGCAAGCCUUUAGGGAACAGUGGGAAAGGAGCUGGGUCGCCCAGAGCUGUAAGAGCUAUGCCAUCCCCUGCCCCAAUAACCACAGCAGCCACCACCAUCCACCCAUGAGCCCUGACUUCACUGUCUUCAUGAUCAAAUAUCUGAUGACCUUAAUCGUGGGCAUCACCUCAGGCUUCUGGAUCUGGUCGGGGAAAACACUCAAUUCCUGGAGGAAGUUCUAUACCAGGCUUACCAACAGCAAGCAAGGGGAAACCACAGUGUGAAACCCAACCCAGCCAGGCCAAGGGACACCCACCAUCCCAACCAGAGAGGGCGGGUGAGGGACCAAACUCCCCUAUGUGCCCACAAUCCCGAUCGGUGGGGGGGGGGGGGGAGAGGCUGCUGCACAUCCACUCUUGGCAAACUUUCCAGACUGCUAGCCAUUUCUCCAGCCUGCAGGGAAGUGAGAGAAAUGAGGCAGGUGGGGAAACUCCUGAGAUGGGACUGUGUUUGUCUCCUGUGGGGAGUGAACAUUAUGUGUGGCUGGGGGAGAGGGUUGUAAAUAGCCUCUGUAAGAUUUUGUAAGUAUAUUUGUAUUUGUAAAUUACAAAGAUCUCUCACCUUUUUUAUUUUUAGGACAUUUUAACUCAUUUGCAGAUUUUCCCCACUGUUUUUAACAGGCAUUGGAUUUUAUUUUUCAUUUUAGUACAGGAUGGGAAAAUAAAAGCAACCAAAACAAACCACUCCUUUCAUCCCAGCACAGGUUUUGUAAUGGUUUUGCUUGGAGUUCAGUUGCAUGAACAGCAUGGCCUGGACUGAGGCUGCUGUAAUGCCGUAAGGUUCCUCCUGACAGAGGCUGGGUCCUGAUCCCAGCAAGCCUACAAGAUAGGUGGGAAUGGGGAGGGGCACAGACACCUGACUUGAUCCCUGCCCCAUAUACCUGAUGCAUAAUAGGGGAGUCUUGCUGUCUGCAUCCUGAGGGGAUGGAGGAGCUGGCAGCGUUACCUCACUUCUGUGCGCUCCUCCAUGGAUGGUGGAGGGGAAGAUGGUCUGACCACUGCUGCUCAAUACCAGACAUGUCUAGUCCGUGCCAUAUAUAGCCAGGGAGAUCUUAUUCCUGCUACCUAACCUUUGAGGGAACAAUCUCCUUAGCCCUGCCCAGAGGUGCCUGAUCAGGGCAGAGUAGCAGACUAAACCUUUCUGUCAACACUUAGCAUUAGGUGGGGGGACUGGCUGCCUUCUGCUUUUUUAUCUUAAUUAAAUUGUACUAUGUGUUUGUUUUUUCAGUGGUCAGGAGUGGAGGUCUAAUACCAGCUGCACCUGUAGUAUGUCUGAUGGCUUAAGAGAGAUAAGAGGGCAUAGAUAGCAACCUUUAUUUUUAACCUGUAUAAUAAACAAUUCUUUUUUUAAUGCAAACCCAAGAGGUGAUUGAUCUGGCUAAUCUUUCAUCAGAAAUAGGGUUAUUGGCUGUUGCUGUCCCAAAAGUUUCACAGUGUAUGGAGGGAAGAAAGACUGAGGAUAGUUAUAAAUGUUAAUUGUUAUGUGCUCAGUUUCUUGUCUAUCUGCUUCCUUGAUGGCUCAGCUUGUUUGUGGUAUAACAUUGUUUCUUCUGACAAUGAAACUGUUGAGGGAGAACUACCUGGAUGGUUGUGUUGAGGUACUUCAUAUUUACUUAGAUUAACAGACUGCUCAAUAUAAACAGGUCAAAAAUAUGAGCUCAGUAAAAAGAGAUUAAUUGGAAUGACAUGCUGUAUUCAGCUUUUUUAUUAAAUCUAUAAGUUGACUUUUCAGUUUGGAAAUAUUUAAAACAUUAAAAUGCUCCUGCAUUAAAAUGCUCCAUUAUGUACACAUUGUGAGGGCGGGAUGAUUUAUCCCACUAUUAAAAAAACAACAAGAAACAAAAUACUUAAUGUGCUGACCUAUGAGACCUUAAGGAAAUUCUGAUGUCCUUUCUAGUACCAUAAUUACAUUGCAUACUGUGAAGCAUGUGUGCAAUAUGUCUAUCUUUAAAAAAUGUAUGGUCCUGUGUUUUUUUUAAAAGAGGUUUUAAACAAGACACAUCAAAUGUGACUCCUCACAGAUGCAUUUUAAUAUUUAAUCCUCUGUAUGAAAAACAGCAGAAUGCUUCUCUCUCCUGAUUGUAUUUUUUUAAAGUUUUUAUAUAACAAAUGUCUGUAUUUAGGUUCAUAAAUAUUAUUUCUGGCUACCAUACCCUGAAAUGCAAUGGUAUUGGAAUUUGGUAUUCAUUUAUUUCUUCCAUUAUCACAAGAUCAUCUAUAUUUAUAGAGGAAUAGAAAUUUAUAUAUAUUAAAUACCAUAUUUUUAAUUUCUCUUAAAUAAAGUGAGGUUUUGUACAAAAUGAAUUUGUCGUUUUACAUAUGUCUCACAGUAAUUCAAUAUAUACGUAUUCAUUAUUUUCAUAUAUUACAAGGUGUGGGUGAUUUUUGUUUGUUUUUUAACUGCAUUCACAGUACAAGCUAGAAUUCAGUAUAGGAAUGCAUUAUAUAGCUUGUUUUUUAUGUCUAGGCCAGUUCAGAUUAAUCCCUCGAAAGAACUAAUGUAUACUGUUCAAGAUCCUUGAUAGGAUAUGGUUGAUGGUGUGAAAUCCAAGAAGAGAUCUGUUAUAUGGCAGGAGAAGAAAGAAGCUUGCAGAUUUUUUUUUUUUUUUUUGGGCAAAGGAGAGGUUAAGUUGGAAAAACUCUUCUACAUUUGCUAUUAAAAAAUUUGCCAGUUUCUCACUGCCAGAAUCACAUUCAAGCUAUGUUUCUAAAUAUAAACAAUUGUCUUCCUCAGAAUAUUUUAGUAUGCAGCCUUUUUUGUUUUCUUGGAAUCUUGACUAUAUAGUUAAAACAGAGUUGUAAAAUAUGUACAUGAAAAUAUUUCCAUUAGGGUUUUUGAAGAAUUACAUACAUUCUAAGCUUUUUCCCAAAACAUUUUUGUUAUCUUCCGAAGUGCCUUUUUAGAGGUUUGGUUUUGGUAGGCAUACUUGGAUAAUUGAGAUUUUUGUUUCUGAUGCUUUCCACUGUCAUAAGGUAGUACUGUGUUUCAUUAUACGGUAUUGUAGGGGAUAGAAAUUGUUUAUAAAAAGCCCAGGCAAAAAUUAACAUGCAGUAUGAAGAAAGCAAGACUUAAAAAUUAGAGGCAAAAAUCUGUCCUCAAAGACAUGAGAGCAGAAUUUAACCAUAGGGCUUUUAAUUUUAGCAUAAAUGUACUGUCCAUUUUCUUAAAUAUUGUCUUUUUUAAAUAAAUUCUCUGUUCUAAAGCACAAACCAUUCAACUUCAUUUGAAGUGCAAGUCCUUUAUGGUCGGGUGAAUAAUUAGAACAUUAGAGACAUUUUGACCAGUUACCUUGAAACUGAAUAUUUGUUUAUUCAUUUAUGCAUUGCAGAAAGUAUGUUAGGGUUAUAACAAUUUUUGUAUUUAAUAAUGGAAAUGUAGUUUCUAUACAAAGUAACAUUUUGCUAGUCUACACAUUUGUGGUCUGCACACUUUAUAAUUUGUACUUCUAAGAUUUAAAUGUAGGGUGUUUCACAUUGCUCAAUCUUCAUUAUUUUUGCAGACUAGAUUACAGUAUAUCAUACAAUUAA
Gopherus evgoodei (Goodes thornscrub tortoise) is the source of this 5094-nucleotide messenger RNA. RefSeq names its product frizzled class receptor 1 (gene FZD1). Gene Ontology annotation, cellular component: plasma membrane. The transcript has a single exon. The record is from RefSeq and is a predicted model, not a curated record. Lineage: Eukaryota; Metazoa; Chordata; Testudines; Testudinidae. Gene Ontology annotation, molecular function: Wnt receptor activity; Wnt-protein binding. The coding region runs from base 1 to 1791 and encodes 596 amino acids. Gene Ontology annotation, biological process: non-canonical Wnt signaling pathway; canonical Wnt signaling pathway.